AUGGAUUCAAAAGAUCACAUUGCAGCAUUUUCUACCACCUCGACUAGUGAAGACGGUGCCUCGGUGUAUGAGGUCGAUCAGGCUCGUGAUGUUUCCGGUGAUAUCUUGGACUCGGGUCUUCGACGUGGAUUAAAAGGCAGACAGUUCUUGAUGAUUGCUCUAGGAUCCAUUGUUGGACCCGGUUGUUAUUAUGGUCUGGGAUAUACUAUUAGUUUAGCUGGUCCAGUAGGUAAUCUGGUGGGUUUCGCCAUCCUGGGUAUUUUUGUUUGGAUUCUUAUGCAAUGUGUUGGAGAAAUUACUUGUCUGUUCCCCGUAGCUGGUGGAUUUAUUGAACUCGCAGCUACUCAUGUUGACCCAGCUCUCAGUUUUUCCAUGUCUUGGUUAUAUUAUAUAAUGUGGUCGGUAUUCUUGGCUGCUGAUUGGAAUACAGCGACACUGGUGCUUCAAUAUUGGAUUCCAACCGACAAGGUGCCAAUGUGGGCCUGGCUCCUGAUAUUCUGGGCAUUUUUCUCUGUUCUGACCACUCUGGGUGUUGGCGUUUACGGAGAGAUGGAAUACUUCUUCGGCAUGGCCAAAUUCGCUUCUCUUAUUAUUUUAUUUUUUAUUUCAAUUCUUGCCAACGUUGGAGCGUUUGGAAAUGGCUACGUCGGUUUCAAGUACUGGGAAGCACCAACUGGUAAGUACCUCAAAAGUGUAUAG
Molecule: messenger RNA, 699 nt
Organism: Sugiyamaella lignohabitans
Lineage: Eukaryota; Fungi; Ascomycota; Dipodascomycetes; Dipodascales; Trichomonascaceae
Gene: AGP3
Product: Agp3p
Exons: 1
Coding region: 1-699 (232 amino acids)
Biological process (GO): amino acid transmembrane transport
Cellular component (GO): membrane
Molecular function (GO): amino acid transmembrane transporter activity
Source: RefSeq, a predicted model, not a curated record